AUGGCAGAUAUCGAGUAUCUGAAAAGCCUGCAGGCUGUGCGUGAGCGCGCAAGCCUAGUCUUGAAGGCUGCCGAGCAAGACGAACUAACCCACUUUUCAUAUCACCCUGAUAAGAUGGGUGAAGUUGCAGAAUACGUGACUAGCAUUAUUGUUAGAGACUUCGCCACGAACUUUGACGCCAUCCCUCCCCAUGGCCGGUGGCAGCAUUUCGAUAUUGGUGGGGUCCCUCGAGUGGAUCAACUCAUCAAGUCGUGGCAGGAAGGAGGGUAUGAUAAAAUUGAGAUCACGCGUCGACUCAUUGAUCUCUUUUUCGUUGCCGUCCUACUGGAUGCCGGAGCGGGUGAUGUUUGGAAAUUUACCGAGCCCGGAACGGGUGAUGCAUACGGACGGAGUGAAGGAAUUGCCGUCGCUGCACUGUAUAUGUUCAAGGCUGGCUCUUUCGCGUCAGGAGGCGAUAAAGAAGUGGUCGAUGGUCAGGGCCUUGCUACUCUCAAUGUUGAUACCUUUCGAAAGUACUUCCAGAUCACUGCUGAAAAUGAGAUCAUCGGAGAUGUUUCACGCGUCAGUCUGCUGAACAGUGUUGGCAAGUCAUUCUUGAGUCUGCCCGAAAUCUUUGGUAAAGGUGGUCGACCUGGAAACCUUGUUGAUUACCUACUUGCGCAGCAGAAUGGUAACGAGCUGGAAUACGAGGUAUUGUGGAACGUGCUUCAAAAAACCCUGCUGCCCGCGUGGCCCAAGAACCGUACCCAGGUGGAAGGUGUCCCCAUUGGCGAUGCCUGGCCCCUAGAGGUUCUUGCAAAACUGAAUAAGGGACAAAGUGAAAGCAGCACGGCGCACAUCCAGCCAUUCCACAAGCUAACGCAAUGGCUUGCGUAUUCUCUAUCCGUACCUUUCAUCCGAGUCCUGGGACUUGAGUGGAAAAAUCUCAGCUUAGGGACGGGACUUCCAGAAUAUCGCAAUGGUGGCCUAUUUGUGGAUAUGGGAGUUCUUCAGCUCAAGGAAACCGUUCUCGCACAAGGCCGUGCGAACUCUCAGCAGGAUACCCCAAGCUUUGACGCUACCAGCGACGUUAUUGUCGAAUGGCGAGCCAUGACUGUGGCUUUGCUCGACAAGCUAUUUGAGACUAUUCGAGAUCAAUUUGCUCAGAACGGUGUCAAAUUGAAUAUGGCACAGAUGCUUGAGGCUGGUACUUGGAAAGGAGGUCGGGAACUUGCUGCAAAGUAUCGCUCUUCGACCAAAUCCAGUCCUAUCGUCAUUCAGGGCGAUGGAACCUUAUUCUAG
Molecule: messenger RNA, 1281 nt
Organism: Penicillium verhagenii
Lineage: Eukaryota; Fungi; Ascomycota; Eurotiomycetes; Eurotiales; Aspergillaceae
Product: URC4/urg3 family protein
Exons: 4
Coding region: 1-1281 (426 amino acids)
Source: RefSeq, a predicted model, not a curated record